Messenger RNA from Schizosaccharomyces japonicus yFS275, 3709 nucleotides. RefSeq names its product cell agglutination protein mam3. Bases 143 to 3595 code for a protein of 1150 amino acids. Lineage: Eukaryota; Fungi; Ascomycota; Schizosaccharomycetes; Schizosaccharomycetales; Schizosaccharomycetaceae. The record is from RefSeq and is a predicted model, not a curated record. The transcript has a single exon.
CAAUAGAAUGAGAAAGUAGCGGUCGUUUACGAGAAACCGAAACUAGGAGUAUUCUGCAAAUUCCGGAAAUUGAAGAUAAUCCAAGGCUAUAAAUGCAGUUCUGUUAGUCCUUGUUUCAUCAUCACAACGGUCAAGUUUCCCAAUGGCACCGAGCUCAAUUUCCUUUUCGCGGAUGAGAGCCCAAGCGCUUUUCAUCUUUUUCGCGUCGCUGCUGAGUACCAGCAUUGAGGCCGUUCCUCGUCAUGGACUUUACGACAGGGAUGCUGCUUCCUGCACUGUCACUCAAACAGUCCACGCAAACUACACUGUUACUAAGACUGACACAGUAACUGAACUCUGUGCCGCUCCUCAGAUAACAUCCAAUGUUCCCGUUACCUUUACCGAGUACUCGUACUUCACCACUCCUGGUGUUUACACAGUGCCAUGUGGAUGCCCUGAAUCCACAUCGGUUGUUACGACCGUUGAGACGUGCCCUGCCAGCACAGUGUACGAGACUGUGACGAAUUCUGUUUUUACCGAGACUGCCUCGCGUCCUACUACUGUUUACAGCUCCAGCUACGCUCCUAGCUGCAGCUGUUAUGAGACUCAAGUUUAUGUAUACAACCCCGCAGUUACCCCAGGUUCUCCUAGCGGGGGAUCUGCAAACGAUAAUCCCGCUCAGGGAUCGGCUCCUCUUGGUGCUCCAGUCACCUAUACCCUUACUUCGACAUACUACACCACAAUUGAGGUUCCUACAACAGUAACAUGUAGCACGCCUACAACUAUUACCUUGGGUACGGAAACCGUUACUGUCACCGAUGUUCCAACUGUUACCGUUGUUACUCUUACAAAGACUGUUCCCGAAACAGUCAUCUGUUCUCCUACCGUAACCUAUGUCACAGAGACGACUGUUAUUCCCAUUACAGAGACAAUUGCUUCCCCUAUCACUGUUACCAAAGGAUUCUGGGGAGGUAAGUCUGUCAUGACGAGUACCUUAACUCAGGUUACAUACGUUACUACUGUUGUUAAGCCCACUGUUACGGUCACCGAGGGUACAGUGUUCACCACGACGACCGAGACCGACGUUGUCGUUAUUAAGGUCCCCACUACCAAGACUGUCACUGAGGCUGUAACCCAAACAUACACUGACUUGCAAUCUCAGAAGUCAGCAGACGGUGUUGUUACUGAAACCGUUACUUCCAGCGGUGCUGUUUACACCUCCGCCAAGUAUGUGAAUGGAAGCACUGUGACAGAAACCGUUACUUCUAAUGGCGCCGUGUAUACUACCACUCGUUUUGGAAACAACAGUACUGUUGUUGUCCCCACCACUGCCACAGAGACUAUUUCUUCUGGCAGCGUUGUUUACACGACUAUUUCCACCAACAACGGUACGAACGCUAAUCUUGUGACUAAGACUAUUACUUCGGGAAGUGUUGGUUUCACUACAACUCUUGUUGGUGGUAGUACUACCACUGUUGAAGUUGUCGUACCCACUAACCCCUUUGUGGUUACCGAAACCAUCACUUCUGGAUCUGUUGCUUACACCACCACUGUAGUCAGCAGCAGUACUACCACCGUUGAAGUCUUCGUCCCUACUAAUCCCGCUGUCGUCACUGAGACCGUCACUUCUGGUUCUAUUGGUUAUACCACUACACUUCCUGUGAAUGGUAGCACAACUACUGUUGAGGUUGUUGUUCCUACGAACGUCGUAACCGUUACUGAAACGGUUACGUCUGGUAGCGUCGCUUACACCACUUUGCUUCCUAUUAGUGGAAGCACAGCUACGGUUGAAGUUGUCGUUCCUACUAACCCCGCCAUUGUUACUGAAACAAUCACUUCUGGAUCUGUUGCUUACACCACCACUGUAGUCAGCAGCAGUACUACCACCGUUGAAGUCUUCGUCCCUACUAAUCCCGCUGUCGUCACUGAGACCGUCACUUCUGGUUCCAUUGGUUAUACUACUACACUUCCUGUGAAUGGUAGCACAACUACUGUUGAGGUUGUCGUUCCCACCAAUGCUAAGACCGUAACUGAGACUCUUACCUCUGGCUCUAUCGGCUAUACUACCACGCUCCCCGUUAGCGGAAGCACUACAACUGUCGCCGUCAUUGUCCCUACAAAGCCCGCUGUUGUGACUGAAACAGUUACCUCUGGCACUGUAGGUUUGACGACUACUAUGCCCGUGAAUGGUAGUACCACCACUGUUCGCGUUGUUGUUCCCGCCAACCUCGCUAUCGUGACUGAGACUAUUACUUCAGGUACUGUUGGUUUGACAACUACUCUUCCUGUUAGCGGAAGCACAACGACAGUCGAGGUUAUUGUGCCUGUAAAUCCCACCACUGUUACCAACACUAUUGUGUCUGGCAACUUCGGCUAUACUUCCACUCGUCCUAUCAAUGGAAGUACAGUUACCGUUGAUGUCAUCGUGCCCACCAACCCAGGAACUAUCACUCAAACCAUCACUUCUGGUUUCGUUGGUUACACCUCUACCAUUCCCGCCAGCGGAUCUGUUAACGGUACUGUGAUUGUUGUUGAGCCUACCAACCCCGGAACUAUUACUCAAACUAUCACUUCUGGUUUCGUCGGUUACACUUCUACCAUUCCCGCCAGCGGAUCUGUUAACGGUACUGUAAUUGUUGUUGAACCUACCAAACCUGGAACUGUUACUCAAACCACCACUUCUGGUUUCGUCGGUUACACUUCUACCAUUCCUGCCAGCGGAUCUGUUAACGGUACUGUUAUCGUUGUUGAGCCUACUAACCCUGGAACUGUUACUCAAACAAUCUCCUCGGGCAGUUCAACGUUCACAUCAACUACAAUCCAACCUUCUGGUUCCGUGUCAGGUACUGUAGUCGUUGUUGUUCCCACACCUACAACUUUCACGACUUUCAUAACAACUGGCUCGGUUGGCUCAACCACCACAAUUUCGAGCGAUGGUACACCCACUGAGGUUGUGUACGUUCCUACAGCUGCCUGCAGUGGUAUUUUGGGUAUGAAUUAUGCCAUCUAUAACUACACCCUUCCCGAUUGGAAGGAGUUUGGUACCACAGGUCAUUGUUACGCAAAGUCAUUUGAUCGCCCGGCAUACUUCGGAUCUUCCAAUUUGAAGGAGGAUGCUCUUUUUACCGGUAAGAUUAACACCGGUGAGUCUAUGGUCUUCCCGUCCUCCUUGUAUUUGCCCGACUAUCAACCCGGUAUGAAGGAAACAAAGGCCAACUUGAAGGUUCUUGUUGUUGAAUUCUUUUUCAGAGCACCCGCUAGUGGUAAUUGGAGUGUUCAAUUCAGUAAGAUUGACGAUGUUGCUUUCGGUUGGAUUGGAGACACGGCUAUCUCGGGCUGGUCGAACAAGAACCACUACUUCUAUUCUGUUGGUUACACUGACAACUCAAAGGGUAACAUUGUAACUGAUGCACCCACUUCGCCAUUAGGAGAAAUGACUGCUGGUGAUUAUGUUCCUAUCAGAAUUGUUUUGGGCAACGGUUGUACUUACAUGGCUUUGGACUUCGAGUUCUGUAACGAUGAUAUCUGUUACAAGCCUUCUGACUUUGCUUACACUGAAACGUGUAACAAGAAAUUCUUGCCAUGGGGCACUGGAAACGGUGGUCUUGAUGACUAGGCUUGUUUAAGCCCGCUGCAAACAGGUCAUAUUGUACAACCUGAUUCUAAUACGUGAAUUUUACUCACAUUAAUUGCUUUAUUUUGAUAUUUGAUGCUUUAAUAAAGGCAGUAA